ACAUGGAGGGUUCUGGAGGGCUAUCCCCAGCACAAGUGGAGGAGUACAAGAAAAAUGGCUUUCUGGUCAUUGAAAACUUUUUCUCACUCGAAGAAGUGGAGGAAAUGAGAAAUGCCAUGUACGAUAUCGUGGAAAAAAUGAAUUUGGAAGAUCAUCCGAAAAGCAUCUUUACCACUGGAGAGAACCAAACGAAGUUUAGAGAUGACUACUUUAUGACAAGUGGAGACAAAAUCAGAUUUUUCUUUGAAGAAGGAGCUUUCAAUGACAAAGGUGAACUCAUCAAGGACAAGCAAAAAGCCAUAAACAAAGUUGGUCAUGCCCUUCAUGUGUGGAAUCCUGUCUUUAAAAAAAUGACAUUCAACAAGCGAAUUGAGGCUGUUGCCAAAUCAGCAGGAUUCAAACACCCUGUUGUCCCACAAAGCAUGUACAUUUUUAAACAACCAGGAAUUGGUGGUGAAGUCAACCCACAUCGAGACUCCACCUUCCUGUAUACAGAGCCACCCAGUGCUAUGGGAAUCUGGAUUCCACUUGAAGAUUGCACCAUGGAGAAUGGCUGUCUGCAGUUUGUUCCUCAGUCACAAAAUGAAGGAAUAAAGCUCCGUUUUAUACGCAACCCUGAGGCAGGGACCCCAACCAUCUUCACGGGACCUAAAGAAGAACCUAGAGAUGACAAUGACUACAAUCCUCAGUUGACCAAAAAAGGUUGUUUGGUGCUAAUUCAUGGAGCUGUUCUGCACAGAAGUUUUGCUAAUAAGUCUGAGAAGUCACGGCAUGCUUACACCUUUCAUAUUGUGGAACAAGAAAACACAGAAUACAGCAAAGAGAAUUGGUUGCAGCCCACACCAGAGGUACCAUUUCCCUCUCUAUAUACUGAGUAGAUGGUGAUUACAAACAUUUUGAACCAGAAGAGUCAAGCUGAUUCAAUACUCCAGUCACAUUUUAAUCUUACCUUAAUUUAUGAACAUCCAUUAAAUUAAAUGUAUAAACAUCCAUUAUCACAACAGAAAUGAAAAAGUCUGUGUUCUCUAAGGAAUUGUGUUCUGUUUCUUUUCCCUAUGUCUGAAGUUCAUUUCAUUACAAAAUUAUGGCACACAAGGGAAGUUUGUUUUGAGUGUGCUUUGAAAUAUUCCUUUCAAGACAUGCUCGAAAAAAAAAACUUUUGCAAAGUGCAAGAAACUUUGAUUUUGUAACAGUUUAUUGCAACAGGGGAUCAUGUUUUAGGAAAAAUUCUGAUAUUAGAUUUGGAAAACACUGUCUGGUCUUUUUAUCAAGGAUAGCAUUACGGUUAGCAGUUAUUUGGUUUUAGUACAAAAGAUCACAUCAAGACGCAAGCAGUUUAAGCACAGCUCUUUAAUUUGUCAUUUUACAAACUUUUAAAUCAUUUAGCUAAAUACAAUUACCGUGUAUUAAUUAUUUUUAGCCAAUGUAUCAUGUCAAAUGAUAUUUUUCACAGCAUAAAGCAAAAUUAUUUAUAAUCAUAUUGAAUUCAAUGCUUACAUAGCAAGAUUAGAAAUAAUCAAUUGUGAUCAAAAUAUAUAUGAAGACCUCUCAGUCCACUCAGCAGUAUAUAUUCCUAUAUAAUAAAAGUUUCAAUGAAGUCUAAAAACACUGGCUAGAUAUAGAAGCUCUUACUAACUCAAGACUUCAAACACUCCAAUUUUUUCUAACUUCUACAAAUUUUAAACUGUUGACAAUUAUGGUUUGCGGGUCGACACAUCAAACUGACUUUAAAUGAGCAUUUUCCUCUUUUUAUCUAUCACCUGAACAGGCCAUACUGAUUAACUUGCCCAAUUUAAUCCUUAAUACAAUGACCUAUGAUGAAAAAGCUGUUUUUGUUCAGAAUUGCUUCACAUUAGCAAGUUACAUAUUAAAUAUAAGUUUACUCUAACAAUGUUCUAUAAAAGAAAAUAUCCCAAUGAUGUGCAUGGCAUGUUCAGUUACAUGCCUGUCAGUUAUGGAAAUUAAACCUUAACCCUUUGAGUCACAAGAUCUGCUUGUUAACUCCCCCUCUUACUGCUACACAUUUCCUCAUAAAUCAGUAUAGAGAAUUUGAUGUUAGAUAACUAGAAGAUAACUUCUAUAUUAUGAGUUUGAGUAUUCUCAUUACUAGUUUAUUGGAUAAUGUAUGGAUAUUACAGGGAGAAGUUGCAUGUUAAUCAGCUCUAGGAGGUAGAGAGUUAACAGUGACUUACUGAGGGAUGUGAAAAUUACUUUGUUUACUCCUUGUUUUUGUAACUGAACUUAAUAUGUAGUGGUGCAAAACAAUACCAAAAUUAAAAUCAUGUAAACUGUCAAAAGUUUUUAGCAAGUAUUUAUAAAUAUUUUUAAAACUUUGAUAAAAACAAUGUAUCCACAAAAUGAAUAAAAUGCUGUUUAUCUGGCUAAUCAAGA
Molecule: messenger RNA, 2391 nt
Organism: Pocillopora verrucosa
Lineage: Eukaryota; Metazoa; Cnidaria; Anthozoa; Scleractinia; Pocilloporidae
Product: phytanoyl-CoA dioxygenase domain-containing protein 1
Source: RefSeq, a predicted model, not a curated record